This is a messenger RNA of Labrus mixtus (cuckoo wrasse), 1516 nucleotides long. It is a transcript of the gene faim2b, whose product is annotated as Fas apoptotic inhibitory molecule 2b. The transcript has 12 exons. The record is from RefSeq and is a predicted model, not a curated record. Bases 187 to 954 code for a protein of 255 amino acids. Lineage: Eukaryota; Metazoa; Chordata; Actinopteri; Labriformes; Labridae. Gene Ontology annotation, cellular component: membrane; endoplasmic reticulum; Golgi apparatus. Gene Ontology annotation, biological process: negative regulation of apoptotic signaling pathway.
UGCUACAGACAACAUUUCUGCUCGCAGUGCUUCCUACCCCCAGAACCCUGUUUAACAAGAGAAGACUAGCUCAUUUUGUCCUAUAAACACUGGAUUUACAGAACUACAAGGUUAUAUUUGACCUGUGAUUGAAGAAGAGUCUUCUUCAUCGUCAACGUCACAAGUGGGAAAAAAAAGGGAAUAAUCAUGAAAAAGGGAAAGCAGGUGAUUGAUGACAAUGAGCCCCCAACAUAUCAGGAGGCGACAGCAGGCUACAGUGAGAUGGAGGCCCAGUUUGUCUGGGAUGACAAGACCAUCAGGCGGACCUUCAUCAGGAAGGUCUAUGCCAUCCUCAUGGUCCAGCUGCUUGUCACAGUGGCAAUUGUGGCUUUAUUCUCAUUUUGUGCACCCGUGAGGUUUUAUAUUCAGACUCAUCCUGGAUUGUACAUGGCAUCUUAUUUAAUGUUCUUUGCCACUUACAUCGCACUGUCCUGCUGCGGAGAGCUGAGGAGGCAGUUCCCUUGGAAUAUUAUCUUGCUAGUUCUCUUUACUUUGAGCAUGGCCUUCAUGAUGGGAUUUAUGUCAAGCUUUUACAACACUAAGUCAGUGGUUCUGUGUCUGGGAAUCACAUCCAUAGUGUGUCUUUCUGUCACCAUCUUCAGCUUCCAGAGCAAGAUUGACGUCACAUCCUGUCAAGGUGUCCUGUUUUCUUUGUGUAUGGUCAUGCUCCUCUGCGCCAUCACCAUCUCCAUUGCUGUCCCGUUUGGAUAUGUUCCAUGGUUACAUGCUAUUUAUGCUGUGAUAGGAGCCAUCCUCUUUACUCUGUUCCUGGCUUUUGACACUCAGCUGCUGCUCGGGAACAAACGCUACACUAUCAGUCCAGAGGAGUACGUCUUUGCAACACUCAGCAUCUACCUGGACAUUAUCUACCUGUUUAGCUUCUUAUUACAGAUCAUGGGAGGAGGUCGCGAUUAAAACAUGUAUUUUUGCCCCUCAGCUGCAAUGUCAGGACUCUUAGGAUCACAACUUAGAUUUUUCCCCUCAUAAACAAGAUGACAUCGGGGAUUUCAAAUUCACUGCAUCACUGUAUUGAAGGUUUUUUCCGUUUUCCUUAAGUAAGAACCGACUGUUUGUUCUUGGCUUUUGUUCUGGUAAUCACACCCAUAUAAUCCUGCUGCUGGGUCUGACACUGACCUCUGACUUAGUGUACACUCCUCUGAUACCGCAAUGUAAGUGUUCAUUUUACUCUCAAAUAUACUGAUGGUCUGUUUUCAUAAUGUUCAGGAGACACUACUGUGAUCCCGCCCCCAAACCAGUGUGUUCAAACACACACGCAAAACACUCACCAGACCCAUAAGUAAAUAACCCACCAAAGACAGUUGUAGUGUGACAGAUGUAAUCAGUUUCACUUAUGGGACCAAAAAUGGGAAGAUUCCAGAAAUCUAUUCAUUUCAGCAGGGACUAUUUGAAAACUCUUGUAGACAAGGCGCAGAUUGUUUUAUACUCCUUUCUAAUACACGAUGACACUUUUAAUAGU